Molecule: messenger RNA, 4687 nt
Organism: Linepithema humile (Argentine ant)
Lineage: Eukaryota; Metazoa; Arthropoda; Insecta; Hymenoptera; Formicidae
Source: RefSeq, a predicted model, not a curated record
AAUGUUCGCCACGCGAUGAUCUGCCGCAUGUCGGCGAUUAGCAGAAACUUAUAACGCCAUUGUCGCACAUCACGCGCGCAAAUGUGAUCUCUGACCGCGAAAAUGGAGGCAGUGGAGGUCAUUAUCCCUUAUCGUUACGGUCAAUAUUAUCGACCCUGAGGACACGGUGCAAGGGAACACGACUCGCGACCGACUCCGCGCAUGAUAGUUCCUAUGGAAACUUGCGAUCGAAUCGCGACACCCGCUGGUGUCUGCUUCUUCAGCGUCGUAAGGGCAUAUGUUCCGUCGUGCCAGGUUAACCUGAGGUACGUCUACGCCCGACCCCCUACCGCAGUCUCACAAAUAUUGAUACGACGAGAAGUCGCGGAACCGGAGAACCGUGCCGGAAGACUGUCGCGGAACUUUGCUUUCGGAAUUUCGAAUUAAUUUCAAUCAGCAGGGAAUUGGUGCAUCUUUUGUUUGCAAUUUUGCUCUUAAAAUUUUAAACAAUGAGAAACUAUUUGGGAGGGAGUUGGUUGACAUUCACAACUAGGUCGCAGUCAUUACGGGAAUUUCCGAUUAAUUGAAGGAUACGAAAGAAUAUUAUUUUAACAAUGUAUUUCAAAAUUUUAUUAAAAUCUAAAAGAGUAGGCAACAUAAUCAUAUUGAAAAUAUUAAAAGAUAAUUGAAGGAUUUUGGAAAAUAUUUAUAAUCUACUGAAAAAGGUCGAGGAAUGGGGUUCAUAAAUAAAAAUCAGUUUAUUUUGAAAAUAUUAAUCAAAUUAUAAGUAAUAGAAGUUAGACAUUUAAUAAUAAAAUUGUCAAUGACAGAAUUUCUAGAAGAUAACAUUUAAAUGACAAUUAAAUAUCUAACAAUAUCUUGAUUGAAAAUUUUUAAACUGUUGCAACAAUAGAAAUUAAUGACAAAUCUUUAAACUUCACGUUAAGAAAACAGCCUUUAAUAUCAUGCUACAGUUUUGCAAGAUAAAAUUGAUAUCUGAAAUGUACGAACGAUUUAAUAAAAACAAUUGGGUGAUAUGAAGUGUUCGAUGUUAUUGACGUUACUGGUGGGAAUUUCCGCUGACAAUCGCUGAUUCCCAAAUAGAUUUAGAUAAUGGCUUUCCAACUGGACGAUCUGUUGAAGGAUGAUAAGAAGGAUGCAAACUUGAUACCUGAUUUGAGUAAGGCGACCUGUAACUCUCAAGAGGAAUUCCGGCGACUCAAGGAAAACUGUCCGGAAUUUAAAAUUAAACCGGAAAAGGUAAAACGAGAAGACACAAAAGUUCGCGACAAGGAGUUUUCUUGGAAAGCGACGAAGAAAGAGCUCAAAGCCAUCGGCAGGGAAUGGGCUUACGGGAAUCCAGUUCCACCCGACAUGAGAGAAUUAGAUCUGCAGGAGCUGCAACAAGUCGCCAUCGAUUGGCGGAUGCUAACUCCGAUUAGACCGAAGCUUCGUCAGGACGAAGAGAUGUUCUCCAGACUGGUGGAAAUGGGCAAAUUGGAAUUGAAGACGAUAAACAAAGAACGACGUUCGCCGACGAGUCCUAUUAGACGAAGCAAGAAUCGCGCGGGUAUAAUCGAAAGCAGCGUGAAGACCUGCAGAGAAUGCGGCGAGGAGUAUUGCUUCGGUGAAUUUUGCGGGGACGUUCUCUACGAUUCCUUCGUAAGAGUGCCGGUCGCCAUUCAUCAACCGAAGAUCAAAGUAUCUGCUGACACUGAAGCCAUAAUUGCCAAAAUGGAUCGGAAGAAGAAGAAGAAGAAGAAAGGAAAGAAGAGGGUGAAGAGUAAAAGCAGAACGUCCAAGAAAUCUGCCAGGCUGUUGGUCAACGGCAAGACGAGAAGAUCGAUAACGGAUCUCGAAACCAAGAAUGUUAAAGUGAAAGAUGGCGGAGGACAAAGUGAGAAGCCGGUGAAGCAGUUUAAGAGGAAGUGUAGCAAGUAUACGAAAAAAGGCCUUUUACGCAAAUAAUAAUUUAUAGUAUACAGGAAUUGGAAAGCCUGUAAAAAGUUGCAUGCGCUUUAAAGAUACCUCACAUAUGUAUUUCCAUAAUAUGUAAUUUGUAUAACGGGCUUCUUGAUAAAUAUAAGGAAAAGUAUUAAUCGAGUAUUAAAAAAGUAAACAUAUGCGGCACAUCUUUGAUAAUCUAUAUCUAUCCAAAAGUACUUGUAGAUAAGAUGUAAAGUAGACAAGGGUUAUGUUGCAUUUUCAAUAAUGCAAAAACGUAAAGUUCUGAAGUGUUAGUAUGGAAAAAAAAAUAUUUCUAAACAACGAAAGCUAUAUAUAGUUGUACAAAUCGAACAGACGCACAAUGAAUGCUCCCAAUUAAAUGCUGGAAAAAUAUAACUUUUAUUCAGUUUGUCUCUCUUCUCUCUCUCUUUCUGUCUUUCUCUACCUUGUCCCAAGAUGCGUUCAGCUAUUCGUACAUUUUUCCAUAAAUAUCACAACCGAAAAGCAUAUUUUCGCGAAAAAUGUUCUGUUCGCCGCGAGCGCGACAAGAGUGCGAAAAUAUAUAUUUAUGUAUCUCUUAUAUAUCUCUUUUGCAUUUCACAAAUAUAUAGAAUCUAUCUCGAUAAUAUAUAUUCUGAUUUCAUACGCAAUAAUCAUUCACGUGAUACGCGGAAACAGAAUAUUUUUCGUCAAUAUUAUAUCUUCCCCAUUGGUUUUCGAAUAUGUUUCGUUUAUCAUAUUCUCUUGGUUUGCCUUAAUGCUAACGCUCACAAAAGCUAACAAUAAGAUUUAAAUUAAUCGAAAUACACGCACAUUUACACGACUAUGUGUAUAUAUAUAUAUAUAUAUCCACAUAUGUAUAUAUAUAUAUGCAUAUCCACAAAUUCAUAUAUAUAUAUGAGAGCACCUCUAUAUAUAUAUAUAUACACACAUCGUGAAUUUCAAUAUUAUAAUUUGUCACACGUUGUCGUGGUCGUAACAAUCCCUUUGUGAAUAAAAUAAAUUAUACAUAGACUAUGUCAUACAUGUAUAUUCGACACAGUUGCCUCGCGAUUAUUUGCUCUUUCUCGUUUUCUUCUUAUCUUAUCUCUACGUAACAGUCGAUAUUUCGAAUGCGAUCAGAGUCCUCGUGUGUGUGUGUGUGUGUGCCGCAUAGCCGUAAAAAUUGCAGCUACACCGAAUCGCAUGUCCAAAAUAGGCCAUCAUAAUUGCGCUAUCGUUAUUUCGAUGCACGAAUCGGAGAGAUUCGCGAAAUGUUGCACGUUGGCGUAUGGACUGUGACCGAGAGAUACGUCACAUUCAUCGGAAAAUAUGCAGCACUCUAUGGAUUUGUAAUCGAACAUGCUGUAUUAACGUUCAGCACGCCACGUCGUUCACUUUGAAAAUGGAAAAAAUCAAAUCCGACAUAAUCCUCUUACAGAAUUGAACACCGCAAAAUGUGACUUGUACCAUUUUCAAAAUAGACACAGAUGCGUAAUUCGUUGGACGCUGAUCGAUCCUUCGAAAAUAUCUGUCUAAACAUCUGAUCGCUAGAUCUUAGCUGCCGCAGAAACCGUUCUGGAUACGCAGCAUUGCACAUUAUACAUUUAGUAAGAAGAACAUUGCUCGUUAAUAUACAUAUGUACAGUGGCGAUAUAAUACUUCUUCGAUUUUAUAGUCAAUUCGUCUUCUCCAGAGAGCGCCUCUUUCAUCUCUAUUUAGUCUCAUUCAGAAUCUUCGCCGUAGAACGUCGGAGAAAGUACUCUCUCCGCUCGAGUAAAUCUAGAAAGAAUCUCGCAAUAGCGAGAGUGUUUCACAUCCGAUACGACUACACGUCGAAUAUAUACAAAGCAUGGUAAUUCGACAUACGUGGUGCACAUUCGGCGUGUUCUGCCAAUUCAGCUAGAUUCGUUUUUGCGAAUGCAACGUAGGCGAUGUUGCUCUAUUUUUAGAACAGUACUUAGAAAAAUAAAUUUCUUGUGCUUCCCUCGCCGAUGCGAUUCGAAAGCCAUUUCUCCAGCCACGCUCCAGUUUUCCUUUCGCGCGGGUGUUAAGUACGCCGCUAACUAGCUCGUUAAGCUAAUGGUUGGAUCAUUACGAGCAUAACUUGAAUCAUCUCUGAAACUUUACUAGUGCACUACUGAGGAACUUCCACAAGUCUCAAUUUUGCGCUCAUUUCGUCAUCAAGUAUAAUAUAAUUUAUAACUUUGUUACAAAUAAAAUAAUAAUGCACACGCCGCGAUAUAACAAUCAGUUUCAUUGAAGUCGCUAUUCCAUAGCUCUCUCGAUUUUACGUAAAAUUUAAUUCGAUACUGCUCGUAAUAUCCCGACUUGCCACGUCGAUUCUUUGCAAAUUCUAAUGCACAGGGAAAGCUCGAAAAAUGAACUUGUAAAAGUUUCGAAGAAAGACUCGGCUCUAUCGUGUAAAUUAAAUUAGCUACUCAAUUAGCUACUGAGAUAGUCGCUCGCUUGGCGCCAACUGCCAACGAACUGACACUCUCUGAUGAUUACAAAGCUACAAAGGAUGGUGAGAGAAAAUUCACGCAGUCUUAUGACUUUCGGUCAAAAACCUAAACGUAGUCCCCGAAUAUAGCAUAGCUAAAAUCUCCUUUGAUACUCACGAAUUAUUAAGAAGAAAAUUCAGCCUCGAACGUAAUCGAAAAGCAAAGAUCCUUUUUUGGCACAGGACAUAAACAGUCGUUACAAGCAAUUUGAUUAACGAUAGAUAGUUCCUUUGCUUGUAGAUUUAUAAUUCAAGCUCAUUCUAUGUGUGUUUUAUAAA